Molecule: messenger RNA, 3140 nt
Organism: Marchantia polymorpha subsp. ruderalis
Lineage: Eukaryota; Viridiplantae; Streptophyta; Marchantiopsida; Marchantiales; Marchantiaceae
Source: the annotation of a GenBank genome assembly
GACGUGGAAGUUGGAACCGAAGCCAGAGUAAGCAAGUCCAGGCAACGGGAGGCUGGGAGAGAGAGCCAGAGGAGCAGGAGCAGAGAUUCAGGAGCAGGGCAGGGCAGGGGCCGCUGAGCAGGCAACUGAGUGAGAGAGAGAGAGAGAGCUCGAGUCGCAGGUCGAACCAAGCGGACCGACCGCCUUCGUCGCACGUCACGGGCACGGUCACGAGCGCUCUCUUUUCCAUUCCCACGUUUCAAGAAGCCGCCUACUUCUCUGGAGGUGGCGUGAGUACUGCAAUUGCCGCCGAGGGGCGCCCGAGCGCAAUGAUCUUCCUCGUCGAUUUGGAAUUCAAGAAUCGUGAUUUUGCCGGUGAUCUGUGCUCGAACGGUCUUUGAGGCUCCGAAGAAAGAUUUUUCAACGGAGCGAUUUUUGAACCUCGCUAGGAUUGUGCGCUUUUGCUAGACGGUAAAUUUCUUGUUAAAUACGUCAUUCAGGAGGGAAAUUGGUUCCUUGAUGACUUGGUUUUGUCAUCCUCCUUUUCGAUUCGCUUCAGCUGCCUCCUUUCUAUGUGCAGCGUCGGUGCCUGCUGCAGAAAUCUCUGGGAUUUGAUCUGGUGCAGUUUGUUAUGCCGAAUUCCGAUAAUUGUACGCUUGGCUAAAUUGUGCCCAUUCGGGGCUGCCUUUGGAAGACACCAGAAAUUUUGAAAUAAUGACGGAGUCUUCAAUUUCUGCAUCGGAGUUGGAGGGGAGGGAAGAGGUGCGAAAUGGAUCCGAGCUGGAGGCAUCUUUACAAAGAAGGAACAUGGAACUCGAAGCUGAGAACAUGGAGUUGCGUGAGCAAUUGGCACAGAGUCGAGGCCCUGUUAUCAAGUGUGGUUAUCUUUACAAGCACAGGCCGUAUUCACGAUACUUUUCCAAACCAUGGGAGUUGCGGUUUUUCAGUUUAACAAGAAGUUCUUUGACUUUUUGGAAAACUGAAAAUGAAGCCUCAAGUAAUCCGAUAGGGGAGCGUCAUAUCGUGGAUGGCUGGCUUAUCCACAUGGAAAGCUUGAGAGAUGGGAAGUUUGUAACUUUCAGUAUUGAAAAUGGUUCAGGUGCUAUCUUCUUACGUCUUAGUGAAGGUCAAGAUGGAGAACGUGGUCAGAGUUGGGUUAAUGCUUUCAAGUCAAUAGGUUGCAGAGUGGUCACCUAUGUGGAUGAGGAGCAUGAUUCUGUGAGUAACAACCAGUCAAAAGCGGAGGGAGAGGUGACAUCUAGUAUCAAAGAAGUUGCUGUAGAGAACAAUGAUAGUGUCAAUUCAACGUCUGAGUUACAUCAGAGAAAACCCAAACUUUCAAGUGGAGCUUCCGCUGGAAACACGGUCCUACUUCAAGAAGGCAUAAGCAAGACCGCCGAUGACAAGAAACACAAGGACGGAUCACAAACUGAUGCGAGUGUCCAGUACACACUAAGGCCGUCGUCUCCGGCACAUAAAAAGCUGAGAGACAGCCCGCUUAGUUCAGAUGAAAUUUUUACCCAGAGUCACGCAGGACUGUUCAAUUUGUGUAUUGUCUGCCUUGUCGCCGUCAACGGUCGACUUAUCAUUGAGAACUUGAUGAAGUAUGGUCUGCUGAUACAAACAGGGUUCUGGUUUAGUUCAAAAUCAUUGAAAGACUGGCCACUUCUUAUGUGCGGCUUGUCCUUGCCAUUACUUCCAUUAUGCGCUCUUAUGGUGGAAAGGUUGUCGGUUCGCUAUUCCGUAUCUGAAAGGGUUAUGUUUGUUCUUCAUACGAUUAUCAUAAGUGUAUCAAUUCUUUAUCCCAGCUACAUCAUUCAGAGAUAUGACAUGUCGUCAUUGCUAUCAGGGUUUAUCUUAAUCAUGUUUUCCAUCGUAGCCUGGAUGAAACUGAUUUCGUAUGCCCAUACGAAUGCUGACGCUCGAGCUCUAUCAAAGAAAGGCGAGAAGGUGGAAAAGCCUAACGACUCCAUCAGUGUGGAAUAUCCCGACAACAUCACAGUCUCAGACAUAACAUACUUUAUGGUUGCACCAACAUUAUGUUAUCAGAUUGGCUAUCCGCGCAGGGACAUAAUAAGAAAAGGCUGGGUUCUUCGUCAAUCUGUGAAGUUACUUGUGUUCACAGGUUUGAUGGGUUUCAUCGUCGAACAGUACAUCAACCCUACAAUUAAGAAUUCUGAACAUCCUCUUAAGGGAAGCUACUUGAAGGCUCUGGAAAGAAUCUUGAAACUCUCAAUACCGACAUUAUACGUCUGGCUCUGCCUGUUUUACUGUUUCUUUCACCUGUGGUUGAAUAUUCUUGCUGAAUUAACGCGUUUUGGGGAUCGUGAGUUCUACAAAGAUUGGUGGAAUGCCAAAACGGUUGAAGAGUACUGGCGUAUGUGGAAUAUGCCUGUUCAUAAGUGGAUGGUUCGCCAUAUAUACUUUCCUUGUCUAAGAGCAGGAUUGCCCAAGCAUUGUGCUUUCUUCCUCGUGUUUGCUUUAUCCGGAGUCUUCCAUGAGGUCUGUGUGGGGAUACCUUGUCAUAUGGUGAGGUGCUGGGCGUUUCUCGGAAUCAUGUUCCAGGUACCACUUGUAUUCUUGACAAAUUAUCUACAAAGUCGGUUCAAGAACUUGAUGGUUGGAAAUAUGGUGUUCUGGUUUUUCUUUUGCAUCGUUGGGCAGCCUAUGUGUGUCCUUCUCUACUACCAUGAUGUCGUCAAUCAGCAACAGCCUACUUCUACCAUACGUUUUCCACAUACUGAACUAUGAAGAUUCUAGCUGUCUGGUGAGCUGCUCACUAAGAACCAGUUGUUUUGCUCUAGAAGCAAACUUUGUACAGAAGAACAAGAUCCUAGUUGUACUCAUUAGAGGCCAAUUUAGCAGGCAAUCGGCACAGUCAAACUGUUCAUAUUUCAGAGUAAACAAUGAUAGGGUAGGUUCAACGAAUCAAUUGCUCUCUCGCCUUGUACAUUUAAAACUCUCCAUAAAAGCUUUCGCUUUAUAUUUGGCCUGAUGAUUAAGCCCAAUGCUUGCUUAACAGGGUCUUAACUCUUGACCAGUAUGCUUACGUACACGUCAGCUCGUGUAUAUUGAAAGAACUGAGCUUGGACUUGUAUUCUGUAUAUGGAGCUUUGUCACAUCUGCUCCUUUAGGGAUCCAAUGCCUUGGGAUCACUAUGA